AUGCGGACUUUUUCAGCCAGCCAUCAUACUCCGGGAGAUAGUUAUCAUCGACAUGAGCUCCUCCGGAAGGGAAACAUCGUCCGCCGGCAUAACGGACGAUCUAGGUACACGGAAGGGUAUUAUAAUAAUCAUAUUCAUUAUAAUCCUAAUGAUGAUACACUAAAUUCCCUCUUGCGAUGUUCUGAUUCCUUGAGACAAGAUUUAUUCUCCCCUGACCCACCAUCAGGCGAAAGGAAAGGCCCGUCGUCCCGCCGGACACUACGGGCCGCAUCCGGACUGUUAAAUAUCACAGAGACAAAGCGGAACUGUAUAAACCCCAUGAGAUAUGCCCUCCCCCCGACACAGAAUCAAUAA
Molecule: messenger RNA, 354 nt
Organism: Nezara viridula (southern green stink bug)
Lineage: Eukaryota; Metazoa; Arthropoda; Insecta; Hemiptera; Pentatomidae
Source: the annotation of a GenBank genome assembly